AAACGCGCGCGCGCACAAGCAAUCAAACAAAAUCGAAGUUCUUAAUCUCUCCACUACUUCGUAUCCGCUAUGUCUUACGACUACCUCUUCAAGUACAUCAUCAUCGGCGACACAGGUGUAGGGAAGUCGUGCCUGCUCUUGCAAUUCACGGACAAAAGAUUCCAGCCCGUUCAUGAUCUCACCAUCGGUGUUGAGUUCGGAGCUCGAAUGGUCACCAUCGACGGCCGUCCCAUCAAGCUUCAGAUUUGGGAUACUGCUGGGCAAGAAUCUUUCCGGUCCAUCACUAGAUCUUACUACAGAGGAGCAGCUGGAGCACUUUUGGUAUAUGACAUAACCAGGAGAGAGACAUUUAAUCAUCUGGCAAGCUGGCUAGAGGAUGCUCGGCAGCAUGCAAAUCCCAACAUGACAAUCAUGCUCGUAGGGAAUAAGAGCGAUCUUGGACAUCGGAGGGCUGUUAGCAAGGAGGAAGGAGAACAAUUUGCAAAGGAAAAUGGACUUUUAUUCUUGGAGGCAUCUGCAAGAACAGCUCAAAAUGUUGAAGAGGCUUUCAUAAGGACUGCUGCAAAAAUCCUUCAGAAUAUUCAGGAAGGUGUAUUUGAUGUAUCCAACGAGUCAUCUGGCAUCAAGGUUGGGUAUGGGCGUUCCCAAGGUCCAUCGGGGGCGAGAGAUGGAACAGUGGCUGAGAGAGGUGGAUGUUGCGCUAAUUGAAACCCAAGCAGCGGCUUCUGUAUUUGAGAUCCCUCUGUGCAAUUAAUUUCUUCUUCUUUAUCCUCUCUAUAAGCGUGCCACGUGACUUGUUGAGAAUAUUAAGAUGUAUAGAUUUGAUUUCAGCUGUUCUUGGGACAGACUUGUUUGUUCUGUUAGUGAGUCAACUCUUUACGAAAAUCAGUUGUACCAUGAGUCCAUGACAACAUUGGUUAAUGCGAUGGGGUUAAGUCUUCUUUUUUUAGUAAA
Carya illinoinensis is the source of this 954-nucleotide messenger RNA. RefSeq names its product ras-related protein RABB1b-like. The record is from RefSeq and is a predicted model, not a curated record. Lineage: Eukaryota; Viridiplantae; Streptophyta; Magnoliopsida; Fagales; Juglandaceae. The transcript is spliced from 6 exons. Gene Ontology annotation, cellular component: endosome. The coding region runs from base 70 to 708 and encodes 212 amino acids. Gene Ontology annotation, biological process: regulation of endocytosis. Gene Ontology annotation, molecular function: GTPase activity; GTP binding.